AUGGAAAACAUGUACCAGGCACCCAGAGACGGGGAGCAACUAGCGCCACCACCCUUAGAUGGUCAAGAUGCGCAGGCUCGGAGUCUCACCCACCGCAAGUGUGUGACAUAUCUAACUCUGUCUAACGCUCGUCGCGCGACGGUCGCGUCGUCUCCCUCCCUCACCGUGCUUAGACAGGGUGGUCGCGUCCGCGUGUCCGUGUGCGCGUGUGGGUUGGGGCGCGACAACCCCGGGGCGCGUGUGUGGCGCGUGUGUGUCCCACACGGAGGCGCACGUGGACUUCUAUUCCCUCAUGCUGUCCUGGUGCACGAGUAUGUG
Messenger RNA from Brenthis ino (lesser marbled fritillary), 318 nucleotides. The record is from the annotation of a GenBank genome assembly. Lineage: Eukaryota; Metazoa; Arthropoda; Insecta; Lepidoptera; Nymphalidae.